AUGGGCGAAAAGGAACCACGCCCGCCCUCCCCGGGCGCUGGCGGCACCACAAACGACACCCAACUCCUCGCCAAAAUGGGCUACAAGCAAGAACUGCAGCGCUCGUACUCCACGCUCCAGAUCUUCGCCGUCGCCUUCAGCAUCAUGGGCCUCGUCCCGUCCAUCGCAUCAACUAUUGCGUUUUCGCUGCCUGCCGGCCCCGCGGGCAUGGUCUGGGGCUGGUUCACAGCCAGCAUCCUGAUCUUCACGGUCGGACUGGCGAUGGCCGAUAUGGCGAGCGCGAUGCCCACGGCGGGUGGAUUAUACUGGUGGACGCAUUACUUUGCAGGCAGGAGGUUCAAGAACCCGCUGAGCUUUCUGGUCGGGUAUAGCAAUACCCUGGGGUUGAUUGGGGGGAUCUGCUCGGUUGAUUAUACGCUCUCCCUGCUCAUCCUCGCCUGCAUCUCCAUCGCCCGCGACGGCACCUGGGCCGCCUCCAACGGCACAAUCUACGGCCUCUACGCCGGCCUCAUCAUCAUCCACUCCCUGUCCACAAUCCUGCUCAGCAACGCCAUGCCCCGCAUCCAGACGGCCUGCAUUUUUAUUAAUGUUGCCAUCAUCAUCGCGACCGUCGUCGCAUUGCCCGUCGGCAAAGUAACCCGUGGUGGAACGCUCAACUCCGGCGCCUUUGUCUUCGGGCACGUCGAUAACCUGUCGAACUGGCCGAGCGGGUGGAACUUCGUGCUGGCGUUUAUGUCGCCCAUCUACGCGAUUGGGUUCUUUGAUAGCUGCGUGCAUAUGAGCGAGGAGGCGCGCGAUGCCGCCAAGGCUGUCCCCCGGGGCAUCCUGUUCAGUGCGGCGUCUGCGUGUGUGUUGGGGUUUCUGGUGCUGGCUGUUAUUGCGGCGGUUAUGGAUCCGGUUGUUGCGAAUACGGCGGGGAGCGUGUUUGGGCAGCCUAUGGCGCAGAUCUACUACGACGCCCUCGGCAAACACGGCGCACUGGGCUUCAUGGCCGUGCUGAUCCUCAUCCAAUUCCUGAUCGGACUGAGCCUGAUCAUCGCCGCCUCGCGCCAAGUCUUCGCCUUCAGCCGCGACCACGCCCUCCCCUUCUCGCCCCUCCUGCGCAAAAUAACACCCAUCUACGGACACCCGCAGCCCAUCAACGCAAUCGUCUUCCUCGGCGGCAUCUGCAUCAUCUUCGGCCUGCUGGCCCUGAUCAACAGCGUCGCCGCAAACGCGCUCUUCUCGCUCUUCGUUGCCUCGAACUACGUCGCCUGGGGCACGCCGAUCCUCUGCCGUCUUAUCUGGAACAAGCGCUUUGUCCCGGGUGUAUUUUACACAGGCAGAAGAAUCAGUAAGCCUGUUGCGGGCGUGGCGGUCGCCUGGUUGGCGUUUGGGCUGCUGCUGAGUAUGUUUCCGAGUGUGAGGGAUCCGGCGCCUGGUGAUAUGAACUACACCGUUGUGAUCAAUGGGUUCGUGUGGAUUGCGAGCAUGCUGUACUAUGUUGUCUAUGCGAGGAAGGUGUUUACCGGGCCGAGGGUUACGCUUGCGGAGGGCGUCUCUGAGACUGAUCGUGGGAAUGAUCAUGACUCCGAUGCACAGACUGAGACGGGGACGGAGAGGUUCGAGGAGAAGGAGGCUGGGGCCACGGGGAAUCCGGGGACGCCUACUUCUGCUGAGACGGCGGUUGGGAAGUGA
Molecule: messenger RNA, 1677 nt
Organism: Aspergillus mulundensis
Lineage: Eukaryota; Fungi; Ascomycota; Eurotiomycetes; Eurotiales; Aspergillaceae
Product: putative GABA permease (Uga4)
Exons: 6
Coding region: 1-1677 (558 amino acids)
Biological process (GO): transmembrane transport
Cellular component (GO): membrane
Molecular function (GO): transmembrane transporter activity
Source: RefSeq, a predicted model, not a curated record